Messenger RNA from Phytomonas sp. Hart1, 497 nucleotides. The record is from the annotation of a GenBank genome assembly. NCBI's taxonomy places the organism in Eukaryota, Euglenozoa, Kinetoplastea, Trypanosomatida, Trypanosomatidae.
GUUCGUUCUUUCGCAACCUUACGAAACUGACGCACCGCCCACUAACCCAGUAGGAACACCCCAAUACGCCAUAGCACAACCCUACUUCCCCUCCCUUCAAGUGCCCUGUCCUCCCUUCCCUUCUCUUUUCCUUCUUCUUCUUCUUCCUCUUUUUUGGGAAGACUCAGCUUGGGGGUUCUCGCUUGGGCUUCUCUUCGGCGGCGAUGCAGGCGCCAAUCACCCGCAGCGCGCUACGGCAGGAGGAGCAGAACACCCUGCUGGACCAACUGCACGAGUCCGUGAUGAACACCAAACACUACGCGGUGGAGAUCGGCACCACCCUGCAGGAGCACGACGCGAUGCUGGGCCAAUUGCACGACGGCAUCACCAACACCACCAACACCAGCCGCCGCCAAAACCAGCGCGUUAUCCAAUUGCUCCGGGAAAGCAAGAACGGGAAGUUCUACACGGUCGUGCUGGUCUUGGUGGUCAUUAUCAUAUUUUUGCUUCUCAUUUAA